Messenger RNA from Carassius carassius (crucian carp), 877 nucleotides. RefSeq names its product F-box/LRR-repeat protein 17-like. The record is from RefSeq and is a predicted model, not a curated record. Gene Ontology annotation, molecular function: protein binding. Gene Ontology annotation, cellular component: SCF ubiquitin ligase complex. Bases 84 to 617 code for a protein of 177 amino acids. Lineage: Eukaryota; Metazoa; Chordata; Actinopteri; Cypriniformes; Cyprinidae. The transcript has 5 exons. Gene Ontology annotation, biological process: SCF-dependent proteasomal ubiquitin-dependent protein catabolic process.
UAUUCCUGUGUGUUUGUCAGGUGACAGAUAAAUCUGUGCAGGCGUUUGCGGAGAACUGUCCGGAACUGCAGUUUGUGGGCUUCAUGGGCUGCUCUGUGACGUCUCAGGGUGUCAUACACCUCACCCGGCUGCAGCACCUGAGCAGUCUGGAUCUGCGGCACAUCUCUGAGCUCAACAACGAGACGGUGAUGGAGGUGGUGAGGAAGUGCAGGAAUCUGACGUCCCUCAACCUCUGCCUCAACUGGACCAUCAAUGACAGGUGUGUAGAGAUCAUCGCGAAGGAGGGUCGGAGUCUGAAGGAGCUCUAUCUGGUGUCCUGCAAGAUUACAGAUCACGCUCUGAUCUCCAUCGGUCAGUACAGCAGCACGAUUGAGACGGUGGACGCCGGCUGGUGUAAGGAGAUCACUGAUCAGGGAGCCACUCAGAUCGCCAGGAGCAGCAAGUCUCUGCGGUACCUGGGCCUGAUGCGCUGUGACAAGGUGAACGAGGAGACGGUGGAGAGACUGGUGCUGCAGUAUCCACACAUUGUGUUCAGUACAGUGAUGCAGGACUGUAAGCGAACGCUGGAACGAGCCUAUCAGAUGGGCUGGAGCCCCAACACAUCCACGGCCUCCUAACACACACACACACACACACACACACACCUGAAGAUUGCAUCACUGCAGAAUCAUUAUCGUUACUAUGCCGUUUAUUCCGCCUUCCAACAUUAUGCACCAUGAACAUCAAUAUUAUUUGAUUUGAACACAAAUAUGUUCAUGCACACAUGAUUCUGGCAUGCAGCGCUGCAUCUAUUUGCAUUUGCAACCUACUGAAUCACACUUAACCCACAAGGAGCUUAAACUUGACUCUAAAAAUCGCUAGAAAGAAAUAAGACAUU